AUGCACAUGGUAGUAGUCGUCGUCGUCGUCGUCGUCGACAACCUCGAGUUCGCCGAGGUCAUGGAUCGAAUUGGUCUGCGAUCGGAUGCUUUGAUGAGCCGCCAGAAGGCUGCUGCAGCUACCAACCAAGACCAGUUGGCGUGGCCCACGACGUCAUUUGCGGCUGCAAGCUGCCAGGCCCAGACCUUUGCUGCCGAGAACCUAUUCAAGCAGUGCCAGCUGCCAGCGCCCCGUCGGAUGUUUUCUGGCACUAACCCACUUACUCAACCAGCCAAAGAGAUCAGCAAAGCAUACCGGGCCGCGCACUCCACCGUCCAUCUAUCCACAGGCCUCUCCCAUCGCGCCGCUUUCAUUCUUAACCCCCCUCCUCCCCCGUCCAGCACAAAAUCGCAUCGCCUCUUUGGCAAGGGAGGUCUGAGCGGUCUAGGACAUGCUCUGCGCCGCAACACCGCCGGCGCCUUUGGGCCCGACCUGGCCAAGAAGCUGUCGCAGCUCGUCAAGAUGGAGAAGAACGUCAUGCGGAGCCUGGAAUUGGUCGCCAAGGAGCGCAUGGAGGUAGCCCAACAACUCUCCCUCUGGGGUGAACACUGCGAUGAGGACGUCUCGGAUGUCACCGACAAGAUUGGCGUGCUGCUGUACGAGAUCGGCGAGCUUGAGGACCAAUACGUCGACCGCUACGACCAGUACCGCGUCACCAUGAAGAGCAUAAGGAACAUCGAGGCGUCCGUGCAGCCGAGCCGGGAUCGCAAGCAAAAAAUCAUGGACCAAAUCGCCCAGCUUAAGUACAAGGAGCCCAACUCGCCGCGUAUCGUCGUCCUCGAACAAGAACUCGUCCGCGCCGAAGCCGAGUCCCUCGUCGCCGAAGCCCAGCUCUCCAACAUAACGCGCGAAAAGAUCAAGGCCGCCUACGCCUACCACUUUGAUGCCCUACGCGAGCACUGCGAAAAGGUUGCCAUCAUCGCCGCCUACGGCAAGCACCUUCUCGACCUGAUCGACGACACGCCGGUGACCCCCGGUGAGACCCGCCCCGCGUACGACGGCUACGAGGCCAGCAAGGCCAUCAUCCAAGACUGCGAGGAGGCCCUGACCAAUUGGGUCGCACAAAACGCGGCCGUCACCGCAAAGCUCUCCCCACGCGCCCGAACCCUCUCCCAGCGUCGCAGAAAUACCAUCCGUGCCCGCAAUGGCGAGUUCGUCCACCACCAGCAGCAGCAGCAGCAACAACAACAACAACAACAACAACAACAACAGCUCCAGGCCCAACAACAAGGACAGCAGCAACAACAACUCACUUACCAACCCCAACCCGGCAUCCCCGUCGCCCAACUCACUCCCCAACAGACACAGACUUCCCUCCCCAUCCAUCCCUCCCCUCACCAAACCCAGGCCUCGCCUGCGGCCGCGGCAGCACUCGCUCAGCAGCAGCCUCAACCCACCGGCACAACUCUCCAAGGUCACCCCCAUACCCUAGGCCAUGACCUCUCUGGACAAGAUGCCCCGCUUAACGAUUGGGCCCAGCCCCAUCACCCCCAUCAGGUCCAUGCUCAUGCGCAGUAUGUCUCCGACGAGGAUGAGGAGGACGAAGAAGAUGAAGACGAUCUUGAUGAGGGGCCAUUGGAUAUGCCACACCCGCCGGUGUCUAGUUCCACGACUUCGACGGGGUCGUCGACGGCUGUGGGUACUGGGGGGCUGAAGGGGUGACUGGGACGUAUACAUGCGCUGCAGCAUAUGCAACAGUAA
Messenger RNA from Thermochaetoides thermophila DSM 1495, 1740 nucleotides. The record is from the annotation of a RefSeq genome assembly. NCBI's taxonomy places the organism in Eukaryota, Fungi, Ascomycota, Sordariomycetes, Sordariales, Chaetomiaceae.